This is a messenger RNA of Manis pentadactyla (Chinese pangolin), 4306 nucleotides long. It is a transcript of the gene DHX37, whose product is annotated as DEAH-box helicase 37. Gene Ontology annotation, biological process: maturation of SSU-rRNA from tricistronic rRNA transcript (SSU-rRNA, 5.8S rRNA, LSU-rRNA). Bases 95 to 3553 code for a protein of 1152 amino acids. The transcript has 27 exons. The record is from RefSeq and is a predicted model, not a curated record. Gene Ontology annotation, molecular function: RNA binding; ATP binding. Gene Ontology annotation, cellular component: intracellular anatomical structure; nucleolus. Lineage: Eukaryota; Metazoa; Chordata; Mammalia; Pholidota; Manidae.
CUCUCUGCAGACUGGUGGGCUGGGAGCUCACGUGGCCUGGGUUUCAGGGUGCUGCGUGCCGGCAGCCGUGGGACCUAUACUGAACCGGGGCGCCAUGGGGAAGCUGCGCCGGCGAUACAACGUCAAAGGGCGCCAGCAGGCGGCCCCCGACCCCUCGAAGGGCGCCCCCGAGCCGCCCCCCGUGCAGCUGGAACUAGAGGAAAGGGGCCUGCUGAAAGGAGUUGAUGCGAGCAAUGCACUAGUUCUGCUGGGGAAGAAGAAAAAGAAGACUAAAGCCCCUCCUCCAUCAAAGAAGGAGAAGAAGCCUCUGACCAAGAAAGAGCGGAAAACACUGCAGAAAAUCUUAGAACAGAAGGAGAAAAAGAUCCAGCGAGCAGAGAUGCUGCAGAAAUUGAGUGAAGUCCAAGUUUCGGAAGCUGAGAUGAGACUUUUCUACACCACAUCCAAGCUGGGCACAGGGGACCACAUGUACCACACCAAAGACAGGAAGUCUGAUGAGAUGGCAGCCCAGGGUCAGAAGAUCAGUAGCCUCAGUGGGGCCCACCGCAAGCGCCGCCACCAGGAGGCAGAAGAGGAGGAGUCCGAGUCCUCAGUGGAGUUGGAACCUGAACCUGACGAGGCCUCAGCUGCUGAGCAGCAGGAGGGUGCCACCGGGACACUACCAGCUCCACCCGGGGCCAGGGGUGGGAGCCCUGUGCCCAGCAGUCAGCCCUCUCCUGCCAGGACUCCUGUGGCCCCUCCCGCAGCAGCAUCCGCCCGAGCCAAGCCUCUGGUGAAGCACGCCGUCUUCAUCCCUGUGCACCGCUCUCCUGAAAUGCAGGAAGAACGGCUAAAGCUCCCGAUUCUCUCUGAAGAACAAGCAAUCAUGGAGGCAGUGGCCGAGCACCCCAUCGUCAUUGUAUGUGGAGAGACUGGCAGCGGGAAGACCACACAGGUGCCCCAGUUUCUCUACGAAGCAGGCUACAGCAGUGAUAGCAGCAUCAUUGGCGUCACGGAGCCCCGCCGAGUGGCCGCCAUGGCCAUGUCCCAGCGAGUGGCCAAGGAGAUGAAUCUGUCACAGCGGGUCAUUUCCUAUCAAAUCCGGUAUGAGGGAAACGUGACCGAGGAGACCAGAGUCAAGUUCAUGACAGAUGGUGUCUUGCUUAAGGAAAUCCAGAAGGACUUCCUGCUGCUGAAAUACAAAGUGGUGAUCAUCGAUGAAGCCCAUGAGAGGAGUGUGUACACGGACAUCCUCAUCGGCCUCCUGUCCCGUAUUGUCUCACUCCGGGCAAAGAGGCACCUGCCACUGAAGCUGCUCAUCAUGUCGGCCACGCUGCGGGUGGAGGACUUCACCCAGAACCAGCGACUCUUCGCCAACCCACCCCCUGUCAUCAAGGUUGAGUCCAGGCAGUUCCCAGUGACAGUGCAUUUCAACAAGCGGACACCACUGGAUGACUACAGUGGCGAGUGUUUCCGGAAGGUCUGCAAGAUCCACCGCAUGCUGCCUGCAGGCGGAAUCCUGGUGUUCCUGACAGGGCAGGCAGAGGUGCACACACUGUGCCGCAGGCUGAGGAGGACCUUCCCACCCACCAGGCUCAAGCCACCAGAAAAUGAAGAUCAGGAAGAUUCAGUAGAAGAAACUCGGAAGUUUAAGAAGUCCCGGAGGAGAGCCAAGAAGGCACAGGCAGUGACAUUGCCCCAGAUCAGUCUGGACAACUAUUCCGUGCUGCCAGUGGGUGAAGGCGACGAGGACAGGGAGGCAGAGGUGGAUGAGGAGGACGGAGCCCUGGACUCCGACCUGGACCUGGACCUGGGGGACAGUGGAGCAGGUGGAGGUGAGCAGCCAGACACCUCGCUGCCCCUGCAUGUGCUCCCACUCUACUCUCUGCUGGCCCCAGAGAAGCAAGCACAGGUCUUUCAACCUCCCCCGAAGGGGACACGGCUGUGUGUUGUGGCCACCAAUGUGGCUGAGACAUCCCUCACCAUCCCAGGCAUCAAGUACGUGGUGGACUGUGGGAAGGUGAAGAAAAGGCACUACGACCGUGUCACUGGCGUGUCCUCCUUCCGCGUCACCUGGGUCUCCCAGGCCUCGGCCGAUCAGCGGGCGGGCAGAGCAGGUCGGACAGAGCCUGGCCACUGCUACAGGCUCUACUCAUCUGCGGUUUUUGGGGACUUUGAGCAGUUUCCUCCUCCUGAAAUCACCCGGAGGCCCGUUGAAGACUUGAUCCUCCAGAUGAAAGCUCUCAACAUUGAAAAGGUCUUCAACUUCCCCUUUCCCACUCCGCCCUCCCUGGAGGCCCUUAUUGCAGCCGAGGAGCUGUUGGUUGCGCUGGGUGCCCUGCAAGCACCCCAGAAAGCAGAAAGGGUGAAGCAGCUGCAGAGGUCCCGGCUGAGCUGUCCCAUCACCGAGCUGGGCAGGACCAUGGCCACAUUCCCCGUGGCACCUCGCUAUGCCAAGAUGCUGGCGCUGAGCAGGCAACACAGCUGCCUGCCCUACGCCAUCACCAUUGUGGCUGCCAUGACAGUCCGGGAGCUGUUUGAGGAGUUGGACAGACCAGCCGCCAGUGAUGAGGAGCUUGCCAAGCUGAAGGGCAAGCGGGCCCGGGUGGCCCAGAUGAAGAGGAUCUGGGCGGGGCGAGGCGCUUCUCUGAAAUUGGGAGACAUCAUGGUGCUGCUCGGUGCUGUGGGGGCCUGUGAGUACUCUGGCUGCUCACCCCAGUUCUGCGAGGCCAAUGGGCUGCGGUACAAGGCCAUGAUGGAAAUCCGGCGCCUACGGGGCCAGCUGACCACCGCAGUCAAUGCUGUGUGCCCCGAGGCUGGGGUCUUUGUGGACCCCAAGAUGCAGCCGCCUUCCGAGAGCCAGGUGACCUACCUGCGGCAGAUUGUGGCAGCCGGCCUGGGUGACCACCUUGCCCGCAGGGUCCAGAGCGAGGAUCUGCUGGAUGACAAGUGGAGAAAUGCCUACAAGACCCCUCUCCUCGAUGACCCUGUCUUCAUCCACCCCAGUUCCAUCCUUUUCAGAGAACUCCCCGACUUUGUGGUCUACCAGGAAAUUGUGGAGACCACCAAGAUGUACAUGAAAGGCGUCUCAGCCAUGGAGGUCCAGUGGAUCCCAGUCUUGCUGCCCUCAUACUGCCAGUUCGAGAAGCCCCUGGACGAGCCGCCCCCCGCCUACUGCCCUGACAAGGGGCGGGUGCUGUGUCACCGGACCAGUGUGUUCUAUCGCAUUGGCUGGCCACUCCCUGCAGUCCAGGUGGAUUUUCCAGAGGGCAUUGACUGUUACAAGCAUUUUGCCCGGGCCCUGCUGGAAGGGCAGGUCUUCCCCAAGCUGGCCUCGCACCGGGGCUGUUUGCUGUCUAGCCCCAGCACGAUGCUGAAAACAUGGGCCAGGCUGCAGCCCAGGACAGAGAGUCUCCUGAGAGCCCUUGUUGCCAAGAAAGCCGACUGCCGAGACACCUUGCUGGCUACUUGGAAGAAAAACCCCAAAUACCUGCUGGCUGAGUACUGCGAGUGGCUCCCACAGGCCAUGCACACUGACAUCGGGAAAGCCUGGCCCCCCACUUCUGACCUCUGACCCAAAGCCUGGCUGCAGGGCCAAGGACCAGUCUGGGUACCAAGGGGGCUGGCAGUGGCCAGUUUCUAGCAUGACCACAUCGUCUGGACUGCUCCCAGGAGUCAUGUGAAGAUCUGGAAACCUUCAUUCAUCUUGGCCUGAUUCUGGGCACAGCUUCUGCCACCCUGGGCAGCCUAAACCCACGGGUGACUUUUGUAACUAUUUGUUACGUGGUGGGUAAUGGUUUUAUAUCACAUGCCAGACUGCUUUUCAGCAUAAUCAGUGGACUACAUUAUAGUCCCUUGUGGAGCAGCAGGGCAAGAGGGAGUGACCACAGGCCCUUCCUGUGCCCCCUUCCCAGCAGGGCUGUGAGUCCUCCCUGCAGCAAGGGAGGACCCCAGGUCCCACGCCACCUCCUGUGGAGUGGAGCCGCUCCCCCACACCAGUGGGCACCCACCUGCAGGCUAUAGUAAAUCUUGACUGUGAGAGCAACUACAUGCCGAGUCUGUUCAGUCCACCUCUCCAGUCUCUAAGCAUAGAUGUGGUCUUGAGGACAUUCUUCCCCCACAUACAUAUGCAUAAUGGAAACUAACUAGUCUGGGUGACGUUCACCAGCGUGAUUAUGAUGAUCACCCAGCACUGGGAGCCUGCGGGGAUGGUUGAUUUCCUCCCACAUUUACUUGGGUAUUUUCCCUAAUCAGUUUGUGCUAAUUCUGUAAUAUAAAUGUAUAAAGUCCAUAAUACAAAUGCAUAAAUAAAACAACGUUAUACAUG